ACACUCGUCACUGAAACCUAUCUAUUUAUUAUAUUGUAAAUUACAAUUUAUUCUAUUAUAUUUUAUGUCAUACUUUUACAAUUUACGCCAGCAAGCUGAGCAUGCCAAACAUUAAUAUUGUCAUACUUUUCAGCCACUAUUAUCUAAAACUCGAAACCAUUUCUCGUAGUAAGACGUGUCAUCAUUAUUGUCAAAGUACUGUUAGUAUUUGUUCUGUCAUCGGUCAAGUGCGAAAGAAAGUUAACUGUGAUUCCUGUUCUACAGGUAGGUCAAUGGUGUGAUCAUCACAUGUCUGUUGCGGCAUGCCACUGCCGGUGUCGGUACUCGGUAUUGAUGAUACUUUAUGACGUCGGCAGCUUCAGUUAAAUGAGUAAUUUGACCGUGGCGAUAGGUGUGACUUGUGGUUGUGAGGUGAGUGUGACUGUGAAUCGAGACGGCAGACGCAGUGAACGUUAGUAGUGCGCGACGUAACAGUUAGCUCCGAGAACCGUCUUAGUUUAAAUUUAAAUAUAAGUUAUACUUAACUGAGCAUCAACAAUGGCAAGGAGUAAAGUUGAAAAUGUGGGAAUACUCGCUAUGGAAGUAUAUUUCCCGUCUCAAUAUGUGGAUCAAAGUGAAUUAGAAAAGUUUGAUGGUGCUUCCGCCGGCAAAUACACAAUCGGAUUCGGCCAAACUAAAAUGGCUUUCUGCACAGACAGAGAAGACAUAAAUUCAAUUUGCCUCACAGUACUGCAUAGAUUCAUUGAGAAAAAUAACAUAAAUCUUCAUGACAUUGGCCGCUUGGAGGUUGGUACAGAGACCAUCAUUGAUAAAAGUAAAAGUGUUAAGACUUUCCUUAUGACACUCUUUGCUAAGGUAGGAGCAACAGAUAUUGAAGGCAUAGACACAACAAAUGCAUGCUAUGGUGGGACUGCUGCCCUUUUCAAUGCAAUUAAUUGGGUGGAAUCCUCUUCUUGGGAUGGAAGGAAAGCAAUUGUAAUAGCUGGUGAUAUAGCAGUAUAUGGUAAGGGUCCUGCAAGGCCUACUGGCGGCGCUGGAGCUGUGGCAAUGCUCAUUGGCCCUGAUGCUCCUCUUGUGUUUGACUGUGGAGUGAGAGCUUCGUACAUGUGUCAUGCAUAUGACUUCUAUAAGCCAGACUUAGCAUCAGAGUUUCCCUAUGUAGAUGGAAAGUUGUCUAUUCAGUGCUACCUCAGUGCACUAGAUAAUUGCUAUAAUUUAUUCUGUAAAAAAAUGAGAACAAUUGACCCAGAUUUUAAAGGCUUGUUAAGUAUGGAUGGAUUGCUGUUUCAUACCCCAUACUGUAAGUUAGUUCAAAAAUCUCUGGCAAGAGUUAGUUUUAAUGAUUUCUUGAACACUCCUGUAAAUGAGAGGGAGAAGCAGUUUCCUGGUUUAUCUCAGUUUAACAAGUGUGUUAGGGAAGAUACUUACUUUGACAGGGAUGUUGAAAAAGCAUUUAUGACGUACAGUAAGGAUUUGUUUGAAGAAAAGACAAAACCAUCCUUAUAUUUAGCGACAAAUAUUGGUAAUAUGUAUACUCCCUCAUUGUAUGGAGGUCUUGUAUCAUAUUUAGUUAGUAAAUCACCUGAUCAACUGAUUGGAAAGAAAUUUGGACUGUUCUCUUAUGGGUCUGGUCUAGCAUCAACAAUGUAUUCAAUAAAUAUAUGUAAAGAUAUGACUGUUGGUUCAAAGUUGGAGAAGCUAAUAAAUUCGCUUCAUGAGAAUAUGUCUUGGUUGGACAAGAGAACUUGUAUCAAACCACAGCAGUUUUCGGACCUAAUGCAAGUCAGAACUGAAAACUAUCAUACAGCUCCCUAUGUACCAUCAAGUCCAAUAGAACCUCUUUUCGAUGGUACAUAUUAUCUUGUUAAUAUUGAUGACCAAAGAAGGCGUUUUUAUGAUAGAAAAGUUUAGAUUAAAUUUUUAGUUUUAAUGAUAUUUAUUUACUUAGAUAGCUGUUAUAAAAAUGGCAUUAUUGUUGGUGGUAACAAAAACAUUUUUUAAUGUAUAUUUAUUUUAUAUUUUUGUUAAUAUCAACAAUACCCUUGUGCAUUGGUUGUAUUAGUCAAUUCAAUAGUUAGGUAUAUGAAAGGGAAAUUUGCAAUUCGGUAAUUUGAAUUAACUAUAGUUGUUUUUGCUAAAAUAUUUAACAUGGUGGAUGAUAUGAAGGAAGCAAAUUAAUUGUUAGUUUUGCUUUCUUUUAAUUAGUAUUACUUUUAAUUUCUUUUUAAUAAGGUGAAUGCAAUAAAAAUAUACACAUUUAUAUAUUUUAAUGUUUCAGUGUUUUCAUAUAGUGAUUGAAUGUAUGUGCAGCACGAAUCUUUUAGCUAACAUAUUUUUUUAUUCAUUUUAGCAACAAGGUAAAUGUGUCAUUUAUAAAUUUGGUUCAAAAAUUAAUACAUGUUAAAUUAGACAGUGUUAUAAUCAUAGAUAAUUUAUACAUGUAGAUAGUCUUGCUGUUAUACAACCAAUAAAAUAGGUUUAAUGCUUUACGCUCUUAUUCAUAAUAGUCUGCUAACUUAAAGCAUUGCUAAUUCUCACUCUGUCUUCUUCUAUUGACCUAAGUCAGAAUGAGAAAAAAUUCUCCUAAGCGACUGUUUAAAGUUAGCGGACCAUUAUGAAUAAGGGGGUAACUGUUUGUUACAAGCUAUGUCUUAAACUUGCAAUUUGUGUGACACAAUUGUUUUCAAUUUUUUCACAGCUGUCAUAGUCUAUCUAGAUGAAUAAAUGUUCUAAGAUUAUUAUAUUAUGUAACAUAUAUAACAUAGAAACUAAAGUAAUGUUAUUAACUUAAAUCAGAUAAUAAAUUACAAAUGAUUAUUAGCAUUACAAAAUUUGCAAGAUGUAAUUACAGAAGAAUAAUAUUAUGUCUCAAUGGAUGUAUUUAUUUUAGUCAUUAAUAAACAUGAUCGCCAAAUACUUUUGCAUUUAACAAUUUUUGUGCGAAAUGAAAAAUUAAAUUAUUAUUUAAUUUUCCUCAAUCAUUUUUAUGUCUAGCUUGGGUAGCUUUAAGGAGGCAUAUAUGGCACUUAUAACUCUAUUCUUAGGGUUAUAUAUGGCUCUAAACUGAUUUAAGUCAUGUUAUUUAAUGUUGAAUAAAAUAAUGGAAUUCAUCAUUUAAAAUAUUUCUGAUAAUUUUUUUAUUCAUACAUUUGCCCUAAAGGUGCUCACUCACUGAUAACAUUCACCUAUAAAUCACUCAUGGUCAAAAUAUUAAAAAUUGUAGAAAUACCAAUUGUGCUCUUGAAUGUCCGGUACUAAUCCACUGAUGUAGUAAUGUUGCAUUGAGGGUGACUGCUCCUGGUGAGGGAGUACCUUAAUAAAUGCUGCCCAAAACUAAUUAUGAAGUGAUUUUCCUCUGAUAUUGUCAUGGUUAUAUUAAUUUAUAAAUAUAUAUAUGUGAUUAUAGUAAAAA
Molecule: messenger RNA, 3412 nt
Organism: Leptidea sinapis
Lineage: Eukaryota; Metazoa; Arthropoda; Insecta; Lepidoptera; Pieridae
Gene: Hmg-s
Product: hydroxymethylglutaryl-CoA synthase 1
Exons: 1
Coding region: 538-1911 (457 amino acids)
Biological process (GO): acetyl-CoA metabolic process
Molecular function (GO): hydroxymethylglutaryl-CoA synthase activity
Source: RefSeq, a predicted model, not a curated record